This is a messenger RNA of Rhopalosiphum padi (bird cherry-oat aphid), 6637 nucleotides long. Its product is annotated as NFX1-type zinc finger-containing protein 1-like. The record is from RefSeq and is a predicted model, not a curated record. Lineage: Eukaryota; Metazoa; Arthropoda; Insecta; Hemiptera; Aphididae. Gene Ontology annotation, biological process: regulatory ncRNA-mediated heterochromatin formation. The coding region runs from base 423 to 6401 and encodes 1992 amino acids. Gene Ontology annotation, cellular component: nucleus; nuclear RNA-directed RNA polymerase complex. The transcript is spliced from 16 exons. Gene Ontology annotation, molecular function: zinc ion binding; helicase activity.
ACCGACCGCACACACACACGCUCGCACACAAUAUACAAUUAAAAUAAGUUGCAAACACUCAACCAACGUUUUCUAUCUUUUUAUUUUCAUUUGCCAGUUGUCUUAUACUUGAGGUAAUUACAUUGCACAUGCACACGUCUCAUACGUCGUUGUAUUUUUCUAUGAUAUUACUAUUUACUUAAAGCGUGCACAUUUUUUCAUAUGCGUUUUUACGUUUUUUCCAUUUUUUGUUUUUGUUUUUUAACUGUGCAUGUUGGCCGCCAUCGCUUAAAGAUCUUGAACGUCGUAGUUUUUUAAAACAACGAACAUACACAUUAAUCGUAAACUUAAGAAUUUUUUUAAUUUUGAGACGCUGAUAGAAUACUCCAUAUAAAGGAUGGUAUCUGUACUCAAAUAAAGUAAAAUAAUAUAUACUUACAAUUAUGGAACACAAAGAUCAAAGAAAAUACAGUCAUCCAUACAAAAAUUAUAACUUAGGAAAUAGAUAUGGGACGAAAAAACCAGACAAUAUUAAGAACAAGUAUCAAGAAAAAAUAACAAAAAAACAUUUCGGAUUCAAACAUCUGGAAGAGUUGAGCAAUAAAGAAUCUUCGGAUAUUGUAUUUGUAAUAUGUAAUCAAUCUAACGGUUUUAUAGAUUUAUUUAAACAAAACAAAGAUCCAGAUUGGUUAUUUUUACUUAUGAAGAUUACUGCAAAGAUUUGCAAUACCGAUUUUUUCGUGAGCAAGCAGUCUAUAUUAACUGAAAUAUGUUGGAACUCAAUAUUUAUUGAUCAUUUGAAGUCAUACAUUAUCACUACUCCAACAGAAAAAAACAAAAAUCGGCAGUCGAAUCUUGAAGCGUUUUUUGAUGAUUGUCUUACAGUCUGCCAGUCUAUUACAGAUUUAUUUCUAAAAACAGCUACUGAAAGCUUAAACAACUUAAUUAUUUGUUUAAGAAUGGCAUUGUCAGACAUAAAAAUCAACUGCCUUGAUAUUAAAAUGAAUGACGUCAUGUUAUUGGCUAAAAUCACAAAAAUAUUAAAUCGAUUUGCAAGUAUAAAAUUGGACAAUGACACGAAAAAUGACAAUAAAAACGAACUUCAAAACGCUACACCACCCGAAGAUUUUCGAGUACUGUCUGUUUAUCCUACACCAUUUGAUAUGAAAUACCAAAGACCUUUUAUACGUCCUAACAUCACAAAAGGAACUUACCAGAGUGUAGAACAUUAUUUAGAUGUACAAUUUCGUCUUUUACGUGAAGAUUUUAUUGCACCGCUUCGCGAUGGGAUUAAGUGCUAUAUAGAAAAUAAUACAAAUCGUAGUGAAGGACGGAAACGAAUUAAUAACAUUCGGGUAUAUCGAAAUAUUCAAUUCAAUAAAGAAAAAGUGUUUGUACAAGAUAAAUUGGGAUAUAUAAUAAAUUUCAAUAAAAACAAAAAAUUGAAAAUCAACUGGGAUAUUUCUAAACGGUUAAUGUAUGGGUCAUUAUUGUUAUUUACUGCAAAUGAAUUCAAUGACUUUUUUAUCGGUAUUGUAUUGGACCGCGAUAAAAGAUAUUUGGAAAAUGGUCAAUUAAUUGUAGAAUUGAUUGAAGACGUACAGCCAGACAUCCUCGCGUCUUCAUUGACUAUGGCCGAGAGCGAAGUGUAUUUUGAACCUUACAAAUGUGCCAUGCAAGUUUUGCAGAACUUAAACGAUAGUAAUUUUCCGAUGGAAAAAUAUAUUAUUUCAGCAUGCAAUAAAAUCGAAAACCCUAAUUACUUAAAAUCUUUACCUGUAAAAAUGUUUAAAAUCAAUGAUGAGUUACCAUUUAAUGUUUUAAACGAUUGUGAAUGGCCUACACGAGAAAAAAUUGGACUAGACGAAAUGCAAUAUAAAGCAUUCAAAGCAGCGUUAACGAAUGAAUUGGCGGUCAUACAAGGUCCACCUGGCACAGGGAAGACAUUUAUUGGAUUGAUGAUAAUCGAAACCAUUAUUCAAAAUUUGUACCAAAAAAAUGAAUUAAAAAAUCCCAUAAUAGUUGUAUGCUAUACUAAUCACGCCUUAGAUCAAUUUAUGGAAGGUAUAAUAAAAUUCACAAACAACGUCGUUAGAAUUGGUGGUCAGACAAAAUCUAGUAUAGUAAAAGAUUAUACUUUAAAGAAUGUAACAAAAAACUAUAGGAAAUCAUUCAAUGUAUUUAAAACCAUUAAGAGUGCGACCGAAAUAAUUAAAAAUAUAGAACACGAAAUAACGUAUCUUAAAAAUUGUAAAGAAUUUAUUUCUCAGAAUGCUGGUAUUUUAGAAUUAUCCUUAUUAAAAAAUGGAAUGCCAAUAGAAUAUCAAAAUUUCUUUUCGGGCCAAUUAAAAUAUAUUAGUUGGCUAUUUUGUGAUUGCAAUUACUUUGACUUUGAUCCAAUUCAAUUUAUUCAGGACCAACAGAUUUUUUCUGAAAGAUUUUACUCUGAUAACAAUUUAUAUGUUAAAAAUAUUAAUGAAAUAGAUGAUGACAUUUUACACUAUGAAAAUGAAGAUCCGGACAUAGUUUUCAAACGCCAGGAUAUUGUUAUUUACAGCCUUACUUUAAAAUCUGUAAAAGAUAUCUGUGAUAAAAUUAUUGAAAUGCUAAAUAACCUAAAACCAAAAAGAAUGAAACAUCGGUAUAAUAAUCGUUAUUACUCUAAUGAUUAUAAUAAAAAUUACGAACAAUUAGAAACAAUUUGUUAUAGAAUGGAAAGAAUACACAAUUAUGUUAAUCAUAUGUUAAAAUUAGAUGAUUGUAAAAUUAAUUCUGAUGUCUUGAAUACGAUUCCGGAAGAUCUUUUAAAACUAAAAAUGAAAGAUAGAUGGUUAUUAUAUUUUCACUGGGUGGAUACUACUAAAAAUGUAUUUGAUUUCAAAAUAUUAAAUCUUGAAAAAAACUAUUAUAAUCAGCACAAACAAUAUUCAGAAUUGAAGGAAAUGGAAAAUAUUGAAAUCUUGAGAAGGAAACACGUUGUUGCAAUGACUACUACUGGAGCAUCUAAGCAUAGAGUUUUACUCGAAGGACUGCAAUCACCAAUUGUGGUUGUUGAAGAAGCAGCAGAAGUAUUAGAGGCACACAUAAUCGCAUCACUAACUAGACAUUGUCAACAUUUAAUACUUAUAGGUGAUCAUAAACAGUUACGUCCUAGUACUGCAGUCUAUAAACUGGCAAAGGAAUUUCACUUAGAUAUUUCUUUGUUUGAACGUAUGGUCAACAGUGAUGUGCCAUACUACCCAUUAGGUGAACAGCAUAGAAUGCGACCUGAAGUGUCGUCCAUAAUAACGCCAGCUAUUUAUCCCAACCUGUUAGACCACAUUUCAGUACUCAAUAGACCGCAUAUACGUGGUGUCACUAAAGAUAUUUUUUUUAUCAACCAUACUAACUUCGAAACUGAGGUCGAGGAAAUAUCAAGCAAGAGUAAUGAUCACGAAGCGUCCUUUUUAAUUAUGUUUGCUAGACAUUUAAUAUUACAAGACUAUAGGCCCGAUCAAGUAACGAUUUUGACUACCUAUAGUGGACAAAUGUUUAAACUACGUUCUUUACAAAAACAAUACUCGAAUUUAAAUGGUAUGAAAAUUCAAGUUGUUGAUAACUAUCAAGGGGAAGAAAGUGAUAUUAUAUUGCUGUCGUUAGUUAGAAGUAAUGAAAGCGGUAAAGUGGGUUUUUUGAAAACCGAAAAUAGAAUAUGUGUUGCCCUAUCUAGAGCUAGGGAUGGUUUAUAUAUAAUGGGAAAUAUGGAAAACCUAUACAACUCAAAUAAUUUAUGGAAAAAAAUAAAACAAAAGUUAGUCGAUCAAGAUUCGUAUGGCAAUGAAUUAACUUUAAAAUGUGAAAUUCACCGUGAAUCUAUGACAAAAGUCUCGAAGUGUGAGGAUUUUAAACCAAUUUCAGAAGGUGGUUGUACUAUGUUAUGCAAUGAUCUAAUGAAAUGUGGUCAUUACUGUUCAAGUACAUGUCAUGUUUAUGAUCGUGAACACAGAAAAAUCAUAACAUGUCAAAAUCCGUGUAAUAGGACUUGUGAAAAUAAUCAUCCUUGUGAGAAACAGUGUGCUGCAGACUGUGGAGAUUGCAUCGUGCCUAUGCUUAAGAUACUACCAUGUGGUCAUCAAGCAGAACUACCUUGUCAUGUUGACUCUAAUAAAUUUAAAUGCGUAGAAAAGAUUGAAAUAACAUUGAAAAAUUGUGGGCAUAAAACAAUUAAAAACUGUUACGAGAAAAGACCUAAGUGUACAACUAAAUGCACUGAUCGAUUACCAUGUGGACAUGCGUGUAACAUUGAUUGUCAUAAAGAUGAUGAUCCGACACAUGAAAGAUAUUUAUGCUCGAAACCAUGUUCAAAACUAAAUAUAAACUGUUCUCAAGAUCAUAAAUGUAUGAAAAAAUGUUACGAAAGAUGUUCAAAUUGUACAAUAAAAGUUGACAAAUUACUAGAAUGCGGCCAUUUAAAAAAGAGUGUAAAUUGUAGCGAUGACAUCAAAAGCAUCCAGUGCUCGAAACAUCUCCCGUGUAAUCGCAUAUUAGGAUGUGGUCACAAGUGUCAAAAAAUGUGUUAUAAGAAAUGCCAGUGCAAAGUUAUGAUCACAAAAACACUCCAAGAAUGCGGACAUACAAGUAAAAUAGAAUGCCAAAUAAAUCCCGAAAGAAAAGUUAUUUGUCUUAAUAAGUGCACACGAACAAUGAGUUGUGGACAUAAAUGCAAGUACAUGUGUGGAAGUGAAUGCGAUCCUAAAAAAUGUAAAGAACUGAUAGUGAAAGAGGGAAAGCUCGCAUGCGGUCACAGUAAAAUGUUGGUUUAUUGUUGCGACGCGGAUAAAGACUUUGAUGUUAGUAGUCAGUAUGUCCUCGACAAAUGCAAUGAACCUUGUUUGAAGUUGUUAUUAUGCGGUGAUAUAUGUUCUGGUACUUGUGGAAAAUGUAAACAAGGUCGACUGCACGUACCGUGUGAAGAAAUGUGUAACAAAAUCAAUCCUUGCAAUCACACAUGCAAUUAUCCAUGCAAAGAAGCGUGUCCUCCGUGCGAAAAAAAAUGUUCUUACUCUUGUACGCAUUCUAAAUGUCCACUCCCGUGUAGUGCCCCAUGUGUAUCAUGUCAGGAACCAUGUGUUUGGAAGUGUAAACAUUUUAAGUGUACCAAAGUAUGCAGCGAUGAUUGUAAUCGACCGCCUUGCUACGAACCGUGUCCAAAGAAAUUGAAAUGCAAACACAAGUGCAUUGGAUUUUGUGGCGAAACAUGCCCUCCUCUUUGUCGCGUAUGUGAUGAGGCCGAAUUAACAAAUAUUUUGUUUGGAUAUGAAGACGAACCAAACGCAAGGUUUGUUUACUUGGAAGACUGUAAACAUACGAUCGAGUCCAGAGGUCUGGAACAGUGGAUAAAUCAAAACAACGAAGAGAUAGUCCAGAAACAGUGUCCCAUGUGCAAGAUGCCUAUUCUGAAAACAAUGAGAUUUAAGAACCACGUGAAAUCUGUGCAGAAAGACAUCUGCGAGAUUGAGACCAAACUGUUAGACGGACGCAAUCAGUCAUCCGUCAACCAGAAGAAGGAAACUCUAGCGCGAUCAGUGAAGAAAUUGAAUUGUCGGUUCGAUAAAAUCGAGACGAUGAGCACGCGGUUCGCGGUCGUGAAAAAAUUGUGGUCUAACUCGUCAGACCGACUGUUGCAACGCAUGCGCAGAAUCACGUUGGGUGACGAGACCCCCGUCAACCUCGACUCGUGGACGUCUGCCACCGGACUGGCUGAAUCAUUUUUUGCUUUCGAGAAGCGUAUCCGGAACAUGACCAACUGUGACACGAAAGACGUCGUGAUCGACCACUUUAUUUGGCUAAUGACCGAAACAGUGAUUCACGCGGCUCGUCUGUCCAAGCAACAGACGGCCGACAUCAACUUGGAAAUAGCGCGCGGCGCCCGUCUUGUAGCUCUGGCCGAGAUGAAGACCAAUCCCGAUUUCCGAUUGGCCGUCAUCAACCAGGCCUCCACAUCGUCCACGUCGUCCACAGCCCCGGAGACCGUCGUCGAUUUGGUUGCGGGCGUGGAGGCCCUGUUGACGGCCACCGGACCGUAUCGCCGGGACGCGGACAGCGAAGUGCAACGGCUCACCGAUCGGAUACGGACGGUCGUUAAGAGUCUGGUGGUGGUGACGGACACCGAACGGAAGAUGAUUCACGCGGCCAUGUCUGUGGACUUCUACAAGCACGGGAGGGCGCAAGGCCACUGGCUUAAGUGCGCCAAUGGCCACAUCUACUGCGUGACCGAGUGCGGCGGACCGAUGCAGCGGGCCAAGUGUCCGGUGUGCAAGAAGGACAUCGGUGGCGACAAUCACAGGUACGUCGAGGGUACGACGGUGGCUACGGAGAUGGACGGCGCUACACAUUUCGCAUGGAGCGCCACCAACAACAUGAACGAUUUUGUCUUCGAUUAAUCGAACAAAGUUUUUUUUCUCACAUAUAUGCCUAUAAUAAUACUUAAGUUUUUAUAAUUAAUUAUGUAUCAUAAUAUAUACAUUUCAAACAAGCUUGUGGUAAAUACAAUAACACAAUAUGUUACUAUGAAUAUUUAUAUACCCGUAUUGUACGCUUAUACUAUUUUACUUUAUACAAUUUCAUUAAAUAAAUCAAUUAUUACGUAUUAACGAAGUUUGAAACAAUAAUAAAUAUA